Messenger RNA from Equus caballus (horse), 2591 nucleotides. Lineage: Eukaryota; Metazoa; Chordata; Mammalia; Perissodactyla; Equidae. The record is from RefSeq and is a predicted model, not a curated record.
UCCCCUUCGCAGGAGGGACGCAAGCUGAGAGGAGAGGGGGAGUGGAAGGAGGGGAGGCGGCGGCGGUGGCGACGCUGGAGCUCUCCGCUCGGGGACCGGCCGACCCGGGGAGCGAGGACGUCGCUCCGCACCGCUCUUCCUCCGGCCGCCGAGCCGUCCCUUCUCGCCAUGUCCCAGAGCAGGCAUCGCGCCGCGGCCCCGCCGCUGGAGCGCGAGGACAGCGGGACCUUCAGUUUGGGCAAGAUGAUUACAGCUAAGCCAGGGAAAACACCGAUUCAGGUAUUACACGAAUACGGCAUGAAGACCAAGAACAUCCCGGUUUAUGAAUGUGAAAGAUCGGAUGUGCAAAUACACGUGCCCACUUUCACCUUCAGAGUAACAGUUGGUGACAUAACGUGCACAGGUGAAGGUACAAGUAAGAAGCUGGCGAAACAUAGAGCUGCAGAGGCUGCCAUAAACAUUUUGAAAGCCAAUGCAAGUAUUUGCUUUGCAGUUCCUGACCCCUUAAUGCCUGACCCUUCCAAGCAACCAAAGAACCAGCUUAAUCCCAUUGGUUCACUACAAGAAUUGGCUAUUCAUCAUGGCUGGAGACUUCCUGAGUAUACCCUUUCCCAGGAGGGAGGACCUGCUCAUAAGAGAGAAUAUACCACAAUUUGCAGGCUAGAGUCAUUUAUGGAAACUGGAAAGGGAGCAUCAAAAAAACAAGCCAAGAGAAAUGCUGCUGAGAAAUUUCUUGCUAAAUUCAGUAAUAUUUCUCCAGAGAACCACAUUUCUUUAACGAAUGUAGUCGGACAUUCUCUAGGGUGUACUUGGCAUUCCUUGAGGAAUUCUCCUGGUGAAAAGAUCAACUUACUGAAAAGAAGCCUCCUCAGUAUUCCAAAUACAGAUUACAUCCAGCUGCUUAGUGAAAUCGCCAAGGAACAAGGUUUUAAUAUAACAUACUUGGAUAUAGUUACCUUCAAAAGAACCUAGAUAUUCUCCAAAGAAGAUAUACAAAUGGCCAACGAGCACAUGAAAAGAUGUUCACUGUCAGUCAUCAGGGAAAUGCAAAUCAAGACCACAGUGAGGUACCAAUUCAUACCUAUUAGGAUGGCUAUAAUGGAGAAAAUAGAAAAUGACAAAUACUGGCACUGGUGUAGAGAAAUUGUAGCCCUCAUAUGUUGGUGGUGGAAUGUAAAAUGGUUCAGCUGCUGUGGAAAACAGGAGUUUUGUAGCUCUCCAAAUGAGUUUCCAUAUGACCCAGCAACUCUACUGCUAGGUAUGUACCCAAAGGAAUUGAAAACUGGUGUUCAAACAAAUACCUGUACACAUGUGUUCACAGCAGUACUAUUCACAAUAGCCAAAAGGUGGAAACAACCUAAAUGUGAAUGAAUAAAUCAAUUGUGGUAUAUAUGUGCAGUGAGGUAUUAUUCAGCCGUGAAAAGGAAUGAAGUUCCAAUAGAUGCUCCAACAUGGAUGAACCUCAAAAACAUUAUACUAAGUGAAAGAAGCCAGACACAAAUUGUCACAUAUUAUAUGAGUCCGUUUAUAUGAAAUUUCCAGUGCAGGUUAAUCCAGAAAUUGGUGGUUGCUAGGGGCAGGGGUAGGAGUGGCGAUGGGGAGCAAGUGCUUAAAUGGGUACAAUGUUUCCUCUUCGGGUGAUAAAAUGAUGACAAUGUUUUGUAACUAGUUAGAGGUGGUGGUUGCACAACAUUGGGAAUGUACUUGAUGCCAUUGAAUAGUUCACUUUAAAAUGGUUAAUUUUAUCUUACGUGAAUUUUAACCCAAUUUAAAAAAAAAAGAACCUGGAUGCUAGAACUGGAAAGCCUCUUCACACAUUAAAUAACCGCAGUGUAUCUGGGUUUUUUCUACUGUGUUGACUCCAGCUGAAACAAUAACAUUUAAUCAUGACCACUUUAAACAAAUCAUAACCUGUUUCUACUUCUUCCUCUUGUCUCGUUCAGCCAUCUUUAGUAAGAGUGAUUCAUGAGUUGAUGAGAAGAACUUUUGUUUCCUGGGUUUAGGUAUUGUUUUUAAAAAGCAUGUACAAUAUGGAACUAGACUCUCUACACAGACUUAGAAGCAAAGAACAUGAAGGCACAAGGGAAGUCUUGCCCUGAACCGUGUGUUUCCUGGUUCAGAUGUCUACUGAAAAGAACCCUACACUUCAUAAUAGGAAAUACAGUCCCUCUAGUUCUCUAGCAACUGGUUUUUUUCCAUUUUAAGAAAGUUGCUGUGGUUCAGUAAUUUGCAAACACUGUUCAACUAGCCGCAUUAGGAUUGCUUUGGGAGCUUGUUUUUUAAAAUGCAGGAAUCUGGCCACUCCAACCCCAAAUCCUGCAUUUCUGAUUGAGCAGGCUGGGGUGAGGCCUAGGUACCUGUAUUUCUUUAAAGUUCCCUCAGGUGAUUAUGAAGCACAGCUGUGUUUGAGAACUACUGCUGUGGCUGAGUGAUUGUGCUUUGUUUUUUGUUUGUUCCUAUGAGAAUGGCAAAGAUGAUGAGUAAGUGGAGUAGCAAACCAUGGAUGCUUACGGAGAAGGACAGUAAUAAAACCUGUAUUGUGUUUACAAAGGAUCUGCUUUGUGUGCACUUGGGAUUAAUCUUUAUGUUUG